This is a messenger RNA of Helianthus annuus (common sunflower), 1493 nucleotides long. RefSeq names its product bHLH transcription factor RHL1. The transcript has 8 exons. Gene Ontology annotation, molecular function: DNA-binding transcription factor activity, RNA polymerase II-specific; protein dimerization activity; RNA polymerase II cis-regulatory region sequence-specific DNA binding. Bases 154 to 1242 code for a protein of 362 amino acids. Lineage: Eukaryota; Viridiplantae; Streptophyta; Magnoliopsida; Asterales; Asteraceae. Gene Ontology annotation, biological process: regulation of transcription by RNA polymerase II. The record is from RefSeq and is a predicted model, not a curated record. Gene Ontology annotation, cellular component: nucleus.
AAAUACUCUCGAUAGAUGAAGCUAAGUGGAAGAUAAAGUUAUAUGAAACAUUCCAUAACAGACAAACAUUUCUAAAUACUUUCUUCUUCCUUUGAAUCUCCAUCGGAAAUCCAAACCAUUUUUCCAAAAGUGCUCACAAUUCUCCAUAUCAAUAUGUCACUUCAAGACCUCCAAACCUUCGACCCUACGUCGUUUCAGGAUGAUUUUCUGGAACAAAUGCUUUGUGGUCUCCAAUCCGCCGGAGUUUCUUGGCCGGAGAUAUCAACUGGCACCGGCGGCAGCGGUGGUGGUGGUGAACUCUUUGAUGACCAAUCGGCUUACUUAACAACUAAACUUCGGCAACACCAGAUUAGCUCCGGUGAUGUAGGGUUUUUUCAAAAUGAGAUGGUUGAUACGUCGUCGUUUAAAUCGCCGAACGGAAAUAAUUCGAUUCAAGCUCUUUUCAAUGGGUUUACCGGAUCUAUUCAAUCCAAUCAAGCUCCGAACUUCCAAUAUCCACCGGCUCAAGGCUUUAGACCACCGGGUCCGGCAACAGCUCCGGUAAACCAAGGGCCGACGACAGUUGGUGCGACUGCAGCCGGUGGUGGCGGUAGUGGACCACCGGCACAGCCGCGACAAAGAGUUAGAGCUAGAAGAGGACAAGCAACCGAUCCGCAUAGCAUAGCUGAAAGACUUCGGCGAGAGCGGAUUGCUGAGAGGAUGAAAUCGCUACAAGAACUGGUCCCCAACGCUAACAAGACAGACAAGGCUUCAAUGCUAGAUGAGAUCAUAGAUUAUGUAAAAUUCCUCCAGCUCCAAGUCAAAGUUCUUAGCAUGAGUAGAAUGGGAGGUGUUGCUGCUGUUGCUCCUCUUGUUACUGAUGUAUCCUCUGAGGGUGGCUGUGACGGUGCACAAGCAAGCGCCAGUGGUGGCACAGGGCGGACCACCAACGGAACUCCGCCAUCUUCAACCAACGACACAAUGACGGUAGCGGAGAAUCAAGUAGUGAAGCUAAUGGAGGAGGACAUGGGGUCAGCCAUGCAAUACCUACAAGGAAAAGGCCUUUGUCUCAUGCCGAUAUCAUUAGCCACCGCUAUCUCCACCACCACCUGCCACCUUCCUUCCACCAGAAACAACCACCCAUUACUUGGUAGUGGCUCUUCUUCCCCCAACGUGUCCGUGUUGAGUGUCCAAUCCGCAAAUGGUGUUUUGCUACCGGAAGUUGUUUCCGUUAAAGAUUCUAACGCCGUCACAAAGUCGUGAUUUUCUCUGGCGUUGACUUUUCUUUAAGCCCCAUUUGGCCUUUAAAAAAGUUGACAAAGAUUGGAAGAUAAAGUGGACUUUGGCGUCAGCCUUUUCUCCGGCGACCGGCUACCAUAGUUGUGGGGUGUUUUGAAUUUAUACGUAAUCAUUUUCUAAGUGCUUUUGCGAUGUCGUGUUGGAUAGACUUUAAUUGUGUUCUUUUAUUUGUUGAUCUUAACUUAAAGUAAACAAAGUUUUAAUCUUAACUUAAA